ACAUCAUCCUAAAGUCAAAAUGAGCGUCUUUUCCAAGCGCCAAAUUUUCGCAAUUUGUUUCCUCCUUAUCUACGUGUUCUGAACGAUUCUACCUGUGCUGCGUAAAGCAGCCAGGUCACUCUUCCAAGUAUGGCGUCUGUAUAUAUUGUCUGUCUUUGUAUCGUUGCUUCUUUCACUGUUGGCGUCUCAUCAGCGACUUCUCACGAAUCUGACGUGGUUAUCUACGGCAACACGGUUGCCGCGCUGGCAGCUGCCAUUCAAACAGUUCGUAUGAACAGAACCGCCACUUUGGUCUUUCCGACAUCACGAAUCGGCGGUCUUACUACUUCGGGAUUGGGCUGGACGGACUCAAAGGAUGGAAACACUAUUGGUGGAAUUGCUAGGGAAUUUUACAGCAAAGUGUACGAGUAUUACGACAACGACGAUGCAUGGACGCGUGAAACACGAGAUGAUUAUCUCGCAAAGCAUAUCGAGGCGCAGCCUGGACCAGCCAUUGGCGACAAGGUUCAAUGGACCUUCGAGCCCAAGGUAGCAGAGGAGAUCUUGGAGAAAUGGAUCAAGGAUGAGGGAAUUCCUGUCUUUCGAAAUGAGUCCAUUCUUCGUUCUAGUAGCGGCGUGAAGAAGGAUGGAACCGAGAUCAAAUCCUUCCAAACGUGGUCCGGGUCAACUUUCUCAGGAAAGAUAUUUAUUGAUGCUGGCUACGAGGGCGACCUUAUGGAAACAGCAGGCAUCUCGUAUCGCGUGGGGCGCGAAGACAAGCAGGAGUUUGACGAGUCGGCGGCUGGUAUUUACUUCAACGAGCCCAGACGACUGGCUGCCAUUGACCCAUACAACGACCCUGAUGAUCCUGACAGCGGCCUGCUUCCCGGAGUUGGUCGCGUGAUCACCAAGUUCUCAGCUGAAGAGUCGCGUGGCAAGAAAGAUCAUCGUCUUCAGGCCUUCAAUUACCGAUUAUCUUUGACGAGAGAAGACGACAACAAGGUGGAAUUCUUUAAGCCUGAUAGCUACAAUGAAUCUCAUUACAAGAUCUUGAUCCGAUAUAUCAAGACAGGCUAUUUGGGACCGUUCUUCACAACACAACUCUUGCCGAAUCUCAAGACCGAUACCAAUGCAGCUGGCCAGAUCAGUACUGAUCUCAUAGGUGGAAGUUACAACAAGACAUCCAAUUAUGCAGAGUAUUCUUACGAAGAACGAGAGGCCGCUGCGAAGAGGCACAAGGUCUGGGCGCAAGGGCUUCUCUGGACGUUGGCGAACCACAAAGAUGUCCCUGACUUCAUUCGUGAAAACACAAGCGCUUGGGGCUACGCGAAGGAUGAGUGGACUGAUAACGGCAACUGGCCGUAUGAGAUAUACAUUCGCGAGGCUCGACGGAUGGACGGCGUGUAUACGAUGACACAAGCCGACAUUCAGCAUCCGAAGCCAUAUGACAACGAUACCGUCGUUGCAGUUGGAUACUACACCCUUGACGUUCAUCAGGUCGAACGUGUCGUUAUCAACGAUCGGAUACACGACGAAGGUCUCAUUCACGUUCCCAAUCCCGGCCCAUUCAGCGUCCCUUAUGGGUCUAUCGUUCCCAAAAGGGAGGACGCCACCAAUUUCAUCAAUCCUGUUACAAUGAGCGCCACUCACAUUGCUCUGUCUGCAAUUCGUAUGGAGCCGGUUUAUAUGAUCAUGGGACAGAGUGCGGGAGCAGCAGCUGUUUUGGCCAUUGAGGAUAAUGUCGCUGUGCAGGAUGUUGAUCGAAAGAAGCUGAAAGGGAGGCUAAAGGAUCAUGCACAGGUCUUGGAAUCCUUCUCUAUAACAUUGCAGCCGAGUCGACAUUGGAUUCUAGUCUUUUUCAUUUCUUGUCUUUAUCAUAUCAUAUUAUAGAUACAUAGCAUUAGAGGUGUAUAGAAUGAGAGGGU
Fusarium redolens is the source of this 1904-nucleotide messenger RNA. Its product is annotated as FAD dependent oxidoreductase-domain-containing protein. Bases 130 to 1869 code for a protein of 579 amino acids. The transcript has a single exon. The record is from RefSeq and is a predicted model, not a curated record. NCBI's taxonomy places the organism in Eukaryota, Fungi, Ascomycota, Sordariomycetes, Hypocreales, Nectriaceae.